GAGAAGUUUGCCUUUUCUUUGAACUUCUUCUUUCCUCUUGUAGGGAUUGAUUGAUGAGCCUGUUUGGGCAGCAGAAAAGAGACUCUGGCGUAUCACAUGAUCGUCGGUUUACCGCCUAUCCUCCCGCGUGGGUACUGCCACCAGAACACGGAAUAAAAUGCCAUUCUUGUCCUUUCUCCUCAAGCAGUAGCAGAGCUUCGAAGGAUCUUUUAGGUUGUUCUUGGCUUUCAAUAGGUACUCUCUGCCGAGGAUCGUCAACCGACCAUCAAUUAUAUCACAUAAAUAGUACAAUAUUCGUUUUUGUACAUGAGGAAUCGCGCAAUCUCAGAGAAGGAACGCAAUAUAUUGCCCAAGCUCUACUCCGUACCGCAUCACGAUACUGUAUCCGCACCGUGUCUACCGCCUUCAAGUUGGUGCUUCAUACAGCUUCAGCACAGAUCAACACCCAAGUUGAAAAAUUCGUUUACGUACGUACAACAUGUACAGCCAACAAUAAACCAGAUUCAUACACUAGUGAAAAGUAAAGAAGAUCAGCAACACUAUGACACAGAAUGAAUUAACUAUCUGCGCCG
Messenger RNA from Aspergillus brunneoviolaceus CBS 621.78, 572 nucleotides. RefSeq lists its product as uncharacterized. Bases 54 to 524 code for a protein of 156 amino acids. The record is from RefSeq and is a predicted model, not a curated record. NCBI's taxonomy places the organism in Eukaryota, Fungi, Ascomycota, Eurotiomycetes, Eurotiales, Aspergillaceae. The transcript has a single exon.